GCCACGUUAUUUUGUUAGACAUCGUGAUACCAUCAAGAAGCUGACCUACAAAUUGGGACCUGUGGGAUUUUGUGCUGUGUUUGUGGGAUUGUCAGGGACCUGAUUUCCCCCUGCCUUAACCAUGUGCUUUGUGUUGCAGAAAUUGGCAUGGGCUUAACAGGAUUUGGAGUGUUUUUCCUGUUCUUUGGAAUGAUUCUCUUUUUUGACAAAGCACUGCUGGCUAUUGGAAAUGUUCUGUUUGUGGCUGGCUUGGCUUUUGUAAUUGGUCUUGAAAGAACAUUCAGAUUCUUCUUCCAGAAACAAAAAGUGAAGGCCACUGGAUUUUUCCUGGGUGGUGUGUUCGUGGUCCUUAUUGGUUGGCCUUUGAUAGGCAUGAUCUUCGAAAUUUAUGGAUUCUUUCUUUUGUUCAGGGGCUUCUUUCCUGUGGUCGUUGGUUUUAUCAGAAGAGUGCCUGUCCUUGGAUCCCUCCUAAAUCUACCUGGAAUCAGAUCGUUUGUAGAUAAAGUUGGAGAAAGCAACAAUAUGGUAUAACAGCGAGGGAACUGAAGAUUUUAAAUGCUUUACUAUUUAUAAAACCCUUUGAAGAAUAUCCAGCACAAAGUUAAGUUUCACAAACUAGCUUGUAAAAUCCUUCCAGAAGUCUAAAACAUACACCCUCCAAAGUUUCAACAGUUGCUGAAGAAGCAGUGACAGCAGGCUUGUGGUCAGGAUCUGAGAUCCGCGGCUGGAGAGGAUGAAGCCUUGACGAUGCUUAGUGACUUGAAGGCUGUUUCUUAGUUUUGCUGCAACGUGGGAAACAGCCAUUCAUAGAGAACCAUGGUGUCUGUUACUUUUCUUUUUUUUAGAAGAUUCAGGAACAUAGAUAGGCAUUUGAUUUUUUUUUAUAUAAUGUCUAUUUUGAUGGCCCAGAUAUUUCUAGGUGUGCUGGGUCGCCAAUAAUGAUGCCUGAAUUGGAUUAGAUUAUGUCGUCUCCGUGUAUCAGCCCAGGGAAAGCCCAGUUUCAUGUGUGAAUCACUUUUUUUGUAAACAUGAAAAUAAAACUUUUGUGAUCCUUUUGAAUCUUUAUAUUUUGGAGCCAGAUAAAAAUCCAAACUAGAUACUCCUUUUUGGGAUACGCAGAGGUCAUUCUGAGCUGUUACUUCUUCAGUCAUAGCUGACCAAGUGCUUUCUUGACUCUACAACACUCUGGAUGCGCAGAUCUCUUGAGUGUGGCCUGGGUGUGUUCGUACUAUCUGCUGCACACAGACGCCAAGCACAGAAUUCUGACCGUGGAGUAGUCUCUGCCAAGGGUGUUGGAGAUCUUAAGUGAUGCACACCAGAUGAUUGCUCCCAUGUCAUGCUGUAGUUCUUCCUCCUGUGUUCUGAUGACAUUUGGCCACAGUUUCCCACCUUGGUUUUCAUACCUUGUGGUGGCACUGAAAGUCUGUAGCAUGUCAAAGGCUUGGUUCUGUGACUGUGAAGAGUGCUGUUUAUUUCAUCAUGAUUUUCCUCUUAUUGUAACAUGAUUUUCAGCUUUAUUGUAACAUCCAAAAAUGAGCAUGCACUUCAUCUGCUGCCUGCACUGUUCUCCAUCUUGAGUUAGGAGAGAAGAUACCCCCAGUGACAUGUAAAAACUAUUACAUCAUAACUAAACUGACCAUGGUUCCUCAAAUGCGUGAUGCUGACUUGGGGCAAUCUUGUCAUUCAUUCCCUUCUGUUGCUAGUCUGCCAACAGGAGCAACCAUGGUUUCCUUCCUUCCCCAGGGUGGUAGUUUUCCUGUUGGACAUGGGAGCACUUCCUCAGACGUACUACUAUUUAUCUUACCACUAAUGAUUGCACUAUUUAUUUUUAGCAGUCUCAAAGCUUUUUGAUGCAGAAAAUCAUAAUUGAAAUUGUAUUUAUUUACAAACCAUUUCUACAAGACAUUACAAUUACAAUGUUUGUUGUUUUUAAAUUUCUUGGUGCCAGGAGAAUCCCCAGCCUUGCCGGUCUACAGAAGGAAGGACUGGUUUGUAGUGAGAUGGUUCAUUCUUGUGGAUUACUGUCAUGUUUGGUACUUGGCAUCUGACCUUAUGGUGUAACCUGUGAAAACUCAAUAAGUGGAGAAUCCUACCUCAAUAGCUCAUGGGAUAAUAAAAGACCUGGCGUUGUCUGAUGUUCAUCAAAAAGUCACACCUUCCUGGAAUUUAAUGCUAUGCUUUGAGAACUGACUUGUGUGAGGUGCCCUGUAGACUUACAGGCUUUGGCCCACGUGAUUUACAGUGGCUAGGUGUCACUCUGUUAGAACAGGAGUCUGCCAUUUAAAUCCACAUAGACAUGACCCUAUCAAAGUGGUUUUUGCACUACAGCAAACAUCCCCUUUCAACAUUCUGGUUUCAGGAAACACUGAACCUGAGAAGAUGUGAGAAACUCAUAGGCUUUAGUAAGGCAGAGGACUGGGAUGACUUUCAGUUUCAGGUCAGUCUGCAGUGGACCUGGGACUGCUUGCCAACACUGCACUUCUUAGUCAGAACCUUGAAGAGGCUCUGUUUUUAAAGAAACCAGCCUUUUGACUUCUGUAAGCCCUCUUGUUGAGGGUUCCCUCACCCACCCCUUCUAAAAUCAGCCUCUGUCUUUGUGACAAAAAAAAACCCUUUGAUUAUUCCCCCAGAUGGAAGAAAAGUUCCAGUACUCAGCCUUAAGUGUUUCUGUCAUGUUCAAAUGUAUCUUCUGUAACAGAAACAUGCCUGCAAUGUUUCCCUUACAGUUCUCUGGAGUUCAGCUGCUUUAGAAGUCUCAUGGUCAAAUUAUAUACUCUAACAAUGGCGGAUUGUAAAUACACUUGUCUUACCUCAAUAAAAGGUACUUUUCUAUUCA
Molecule: messenger RNA, 2836 nt
Organism: Myodes glareolus (Bank vole)
Lineage: Eukaryota; Metazoa; Chordata; Mammalia; Rodentia; Cricetidae
Source: RefSeq, a predicted model, not a curated record